AGGAAAAAAAACUGUGGCGUUCGCUUCGACUGGCGAAACUGCUUCAGUAUUGGGAGUGUUAUUUUGCUCGAGAUGUCUCGCGAGCUAAAAAUUACUUCUACGAAGCCUUCCUGCUAUAAAAUUCAUCAAACAAUUAGAUGGAAAUUUUCUCUUUCAGAUCGAUUGAUCCUAUCAGACCGGUUGAGUUCCGUUAGGUCGUGCGACAGAGCGAAUCCUUUUCAUUUGUCCAUCUUUUCAUAUAUAUCUUGGUGGAGAUUCAGGUGGUGGUGUGAGAGCUGCUUUGAGGAUGGUGUACGGGCAGUUAUACGCGAGACGCAAGGCAAAGACGCGAGGCAAAGUUCAGAGCUCAGAGCUUACCGCACCUCGGCUAUUCGCCGUAAGUACAUGGCAGUCACAAUAGGUACGUCCUCAUCUGAUUAUUUGUCCUUACCUGAGACUUACCUGAGCACCCUUUCUCAAGGGACCUGCUCCGUUGGAACGCACCACGCGUAUUUAAGGCGGUUACUCCGUUAAGACGCGUUACAUUCACCUAAAA
Molecule: messenger RNA, 535 nt
Organism: Rubroshorea leprosula
Lineage: Eukaryota; Viridiplantae; Streptophyta; Magnoliopsida; Malvales; Dipterocarpaceae
Source: the annotation of a GenBank genome assembly